This is a messenger RNA of Cyprinodon variegatus (sheepshead minnow), 4627 nucleotides long. RefSeq names its product ATP-binding cassette sub-family D member 2-like. The coding region runs from base 1 to 2211 and encodes 736 amino acids. Gene Ontology annotation, biological process: long-chain fatty acid import into peroxisome; very long-chain fatty acid catabolic process; fatty acid beta-oxidation. The record is from RefSeq and is a predicted model, not a curated record. Lineage: Eukaryota; Metazoa; Chordata; Actinopteri; Cyprinodontiformes; Cyprinodontidae. The transcript has 10 exons. Gene Ontology annotation, cellular component: peroxisomal membrane. Gene Ontology annotation, molecular function: ATP hydrolysis activity; ABC-type transporter activity; long-chain fatty acid transmembrane transporter activity.
AUGUCCAAGAUCCUCGAAGCGGCGGCGAAAUGGGACCGAACGGCUGCGGCGAAGAGAGCGCUGAUCCUGGCGGCCGCCGCUUACGGCGUUAGGACGCUCUACCCCAUCAUCUGGAAGCAGCUCUGCGGAAACAAGAAGCCCAAAAGCGACCGGUUAUUAGCCUCCCAGCCGGAGAACGGCUCAGCAUGUCCGGGGAAAGCUCAGAUAGACUCUGCUGGUGACAGGAAAGCAUCCCCAGGAGUCAAUGCGGAGUUUUUUAAGCAGAUCCUGGAACUUGCUAAAAUCCUCUUCCCCAAGCUUGUAUCUAAAGAGCUAGGAUUGCUGUGUUUGCACUCCGUGGCGCUGAUCUCCAGGACAUUUCUGUCUAUUUACGUGGCAAGCCUGGAUGGGAAGAUAGUGAAGACGAUCGUGGAGAAAAAGCCUCGGCACUUCAUCAUGCAGCUGAUGAAAUGGCUCCUCAUCGCCAUCCCGGCCACGUUCGUCAACAGCGCCAUCCGGUACCUGGAGUGCAAGCUGGCUCUGGCCUUCCGCACCCGGCUGGUCAAGCACGCUUACCGGACCUACUUCACCGAUCAGACCUAUUACAGAGUCAGCAACAUGGACGGGAGGCUCGCCAACCCGGAUCAGUCUCUCACCGAGGAUGUGAUGAUGUUCUCCCAAUCUGUGGCUCAUCUCUACUCCAACCUCACCAAACCGAUCCUGGAUGUGGUGCUGACCUCCUACACGUUGAUUCAAACCGCCAGGGCGAGGGGAGCCAGCGCCAGCGGGCCCACCCUGCUGGCUGGCCUGGUGGUCUUUGCCACGGCCAAGGUCCUGCGUGCAUGCUCCCCUAAGUUUGGCAAACUGGUGGCAGAGGAGGCACACAGAAAGGGUUACCUGCGCUAUGUGCACUCCAGGAUCAUUGCUAAUGCAGAGGAAAUAGCUUUUUACAGAGGACACAAGGUGGAGAUGUGUCAGCUCCAGAAGUGCUACCAAGCUCUGGCCGAUCAGAUGAACCUCAUCCUCUCCAAGCGUCUCUGGUACAUCAUGAUCGAGCAGUUCCUCAUGAAGUACGUUUGGAGCGGCAGCGGGCUCGUCAUGGUGGCCGUGCCCAUCAUCACCGCCACCGGCUUCGCCGACAACGAAACAGCAUCCGGACAGGCGCACAUGAUGGUGAGCGAGAGAACGGAGGCAUUCACCACCGCCCGCAACCUUUUGGCCUCUGGAGCCGAUGCAAUCGAGAGGAUCAUGUCCUCCUAUAAAGAGGUCACAGAGCUGGCAGGCUACACCGCAAGAGUCCACAACAUGUUUGUGGUGUUCGAGGACGUCCAGAGGGGGAUCUACAAGCGCUCCUCUCUCUCUGCCACGGCGGGGACGGCACUGAAGAGCAAACCUGGGAUGCACAUAGACGGGCCGCUGGAGAUUAAAGGCGAAGUGAUCGACGUGGACCAGGGCAUCGUGUGUGAAAACGUCCCAAUCAUCACACCGAAUGGAGACGUCGUGGUGUCGUGCCUCAACCUAAAGGUAGAAGAAGGCAUGCACCUGCUGAUCACGGGCCCAAACGGAUGUGGAAAGAGCUCCCUGUUCAGGAUCCUCAGCGGACUGUGGCCCGUCUACGGCGGCCGCCUGCACAAACCGUCCCCCGAACACAUGUUUUACAUCCCUCAGAGGCCAUACAUGUCAAUGGGUUCGCUUCGAGAUCAGGUGAUCUACCCAGACUCAGUGGAGGACAUGGCUGUCAGAGGGCUGAGCGACAAGGAUCUGGAGAUCAUCCUGGACAUCGUCAACCUGAAUCAUAUCGUCACCAGAGAAGGAGGCUGGGAUGCUGAGCUAGACUGGAAGGAUGUUCUGUCUGGAGGAGAGAAGCAGAGGAUGGGCAUGGCUCGCAUGUUCUAUCACAAGCCUAAAUACGCCCUGUUGGAUGAGUGCACCAGCGCUGUUAGCAUCGACGUAGAAGGAAAGAUUUUCCAGGCGGCCAAGGAUGCCGGAAUCUCCCUUCUCUCCAUCACGCACCGACCCUCCCUGUGGAAGUACCACACCCACCUGCUGCAGUUCGAUGGGGAGGGGGGCUGGCGCUUCGAGCAGCUGGAUUCGGCGACCCGCCUCUCUCUGACUGAGGAGAAGCAGCGGCUGGAGGCCCAGCUGGCCGGCAUUCCCGAGAUGCAGAGUCGCCUCAACGAGCUCUGCAAAAUCCUUGGAGACGACUCCGUCCUCAAAACAGCAGAGGAGUGAAAGCCGGGGGGUGGGGUUUAGGCGGCCCAGAGAGAAAAAGGAGAAAAAGAAAUCUAACAGCUUUGUGAUAGCCUUUUCCAUUUUUUUAUGUUUGAAAUUUUGCACCAAGCAAGCUUUUACAGACGACAAGCCCAUUUUUCAGUCCUGCUGUCUCUACCUUUAUCGGUUCAGUCCAAUGCUGCAGCCUGAGGGGUUGGAUCCUAAUAGCACUUUAGAUUUCAUUUUGAGGGCUUCAUCUGCUUGUCAUAGUAGUUCAUAUGGAAAUAUGGUAUCAGCUGAUGUGAUUUUUGGAGUUUUUUUCUUUUCUUUUACCAGAAGCAGUAUUCAAGUAGACAGCAAAGAUGGCUGUCGCUCCGUUUUUACCUCCAGUUCCGCAGGUUCUUUAUCAGUACUGGAAAUAAUCAGAUUCAAGCUUUCCAUUUUUCAUGCUGCCUGUUGGUCACUUUUCUCAGGCCCUUCGUCUAACAGCUAAUAAGAUUUCUCACGCAGACUCCAUUGUCAGUGAUUAGUGGCACAGAUCUGGCUCCCCCUGAGUUUCUGCUUUAUUGAGCAAAUACAAGAAAGCUGAAGAGAGCAGGGGUGAGCAGACGCUUUGUUUUCUCUCAGUUAGGGUUUGUAUUUUAAUGGCUGCUCAGAUGAUGCAGCCAUCAGAUUAUAGUUCUGCUGUUGGUUGAAGCUCAGAUUUAACGGUGAGGAUUCCUAGCUGGAACCAUUUUAACAUGAAUGUUGACCUCGAUCAUCCUUUAGCUGUAUAACUGAGGGUUAUUUUCCUCUCUGCUGAUAGCGCCACCAGCAGGUGCAAGGUGGAGCUUACACCACGUGUAGUUUUGCAUUCAGAUAAUAUCAUAUCUACUUGCUGUCUUUGAACGGGACUCGUUGCGACUUUUCCCUUGAGGCCUGUAGAAGGUCACCCAUGCUGAACUCAUAACCUUAACCUUGGUGAUAUACAGUGCUUUUUUCCCAUGCACUAUUGAUCCUUAUAGCUGUUUUUAAUGAGCUGUCAUGAAUAGAAAGGCUGUAUUUUGGGACCGUUUGAUACAAGCAUGUAUUGUAGUCCAGACGUCCAUGAUGAUCAGAUCGGUUGCUGUGAAACUAUUGAUUCGUGAUGUAAACUCCAGUUUGCUCCAGGAGGUAGAACCACCCUGAUCCUUUUGUUUGUCGUCACUUUUUAAGAAAAAAUAGGGUUCAAACCUGUGUACGUGUUUGCUACAUCCUGCGAGAAUCAAAUCAGGAGCAGCAAACUUAUGCCUUAUGAAAAUAUGUAUUCUAGUGAUCCUAAAAUGUUACCUCAGCACAUCCUGUGAAUACCUGAUUUUAUGACGAUGCUUAAAGCAUGUUUUUUUUUGUUAGUUUUUUUUAAUGUAAUGGCUUCUUUGAAACCACUGGUACAUACAAACAUUUGUCAUGCUAUUAUUUGCUGCCCCGCCCCCACCUGCUGCUGCGCACCUCCAGUCAGCUGGCUGAAAAAAGGCAACCACACUAUUUUGGGUCACAAGAUACAUUCUGCUGUCUUAAAAAGUUCUAAAUAUUAUUUAGCUCAACUUUUGACAGCAAGGUGUCAAACUUAAAAUAAACAUAUUUAAUAGAUCUUAUUUUAAAAUCACUUUAAGAAGGAUUUGAUUGCAGGAUUUUUUUAGCAGUGGGAGUCAUUAUUUUUAAAUUAAUGGUUUUUAUCUUCUAAUUUUUAAUCUUUACAUUAGUAAUUUCUGUUUAUAUGCAACGGGACGGUGUGAGGUCAUCACACUGUGAGAAUCUCCAGUCAGCCCAUGCCUAGUUGCAGAGAAUUAAAACUGACAAUCACCCCAGAAUGUAAACAGACGCUGCUGAUUUUUAGGGGAAACUCCUUUUGAUAUGAAGCGUCUUGACCUGGCAUUGUGAGAUUUCUUAUUGAACUGAGCAGAAACCUUAAAACCUUCAGUCGUCGCUUUUAGGGGAUGAUUACAAGCUUUAGAUGAGCCGGGUGGGGGUUUGAAUUCUGACAUUUUUCCCAUAAAGCUGAAUGAAAAGCAAAAAAAACAAAAAAUGCCACGGAAAUGGUAGAUAGCUACUAAUAUUUUGAAUAAUGGUGAUGACAUGUUAUAUGAAAAAAGCACCUCUUUGGGAACUGAACUUCACUUUUUGUUUUAAGACCAGACUUUGUUGACAGGAGAUCCGCGAUCCACCGAAUGACACAAAGUCUGCCGAGCGACACUUGAGCAUGAGGGCAGCUCUAAGUGGUACUCGGGUUUUUCCUGAUGUUACAGUUUCAGUUAUUAAAGGAGAAAAAAGAAAGAAUCUUCUUGUUGACUGGAUGAGCAGCAUAUGAUGGAGUGCCCUCUUUCUGAAAAGAUACGAUUGUUUUAAAUCAUAUUUCACAUGUGAGCUAAUGAAGAAGAUGAUAGUGUGGUUCUUUGACCCAUUUUUCCCAAUAAAAAGC